CCGCGCUCCUGCCCGCCCGCCAUGGCUGCUGUGGUCGCUGCACGGCUGCUGUUACUUGCCCUUUGCUCGCCGCUACCGGUGUCCGCCGACGUCUACUCCAUCACCGACGCGGGUUUUAUAGCGGAAUGCGUGACCGAGCACAACAAAUAUCGGGCGGCGGUGAACCCAGUGGCCGGCAACAUGUUUAAGAUGACAUGGGAUGAAGCUCUUGCCAAAUCUGCAAAAGCUUGGAGCAAAAAGUGUACGUUUAAGCACAAUUCACACCUGAACAAAAAUGGAGUAGUGCAUCCAACCUUCUACCCUGUAGGAGAAAACCUUUAUGCUACAACAGGAAGUUUUAAUACCAAAGAAGCUAUUAAGGCAUGGAAUAGUGAAGUAACGAAUUACGAUUUUGAUACAAAUACCUGCAAAAAAUAUUCUGUAUGUGGACAUUACACCCAGGUUGUCUGGGAGAAUACUUACAAAGUUGGUUGUGCCGUUACUAAGUGUCCCAAUGGAAUUAAAUCCUCUGGAUUAAAGGGAUCAGCAGUAGUAUUUGUAUGUAACUAUGCACCAGCUGGAAAUUAUGCUGGAAGAUCUCCAUAUGCCAAAGGUUCAGCAGCAUGUUCAGCUUGCACCACGUGUAGCGAAAAGUUAUGCACUGAUGCAACCCGUGAUAAACUACAACAGUACCCUAACUGGAUGCCAGACUUUGGAGCAGCUUCCAUUUCCUUACAUGAUCAACUAAUAUUUCUUAUCACUAUUAUUUUAAUAUAUAUUCUACAAUAACUAUUUAAAUGUAAUUUAUCUUUACAGGAUUUUUUUGAGUGAAGCUGAGAGAAUGCAAAGUUCAGGUUUUGUAAACAAUUAUUUUUUCUACAGUAGGCUUGCUUUCAGCAAUUCUCAUCACCUUCCAUGUUUUUGCAAAGCACUCAAUCUAGUGAGCAAAUCAAAUAUUGACAAAACAAAAAAUUAGAAUUAAAAUAACUGGUUGACAGGCUAAACUAAGAGAUUUAAAUGGUGAUCUUUAUUUGAUCACCAAGCUGUUCGGGAAUUGCACCUGCCUCUUCCCCAAAAACUCCUUCAUCUUAUCUACUAAGAUUGUAGCCUUCUCAAUCAGAAUCUCUGGCCAAAUAUAAUUCAAAGUAAUAAUGAUUUUUGUGACUACGUAUAAUAUGUUGGCAUGUAAAUAAUGCUGGCAUUUAAUCCAUGGUGGCAAACAAGUUGACAAAAAAAAUUGAUUCCAGUUGGCCGACUAAUAUUAUAGACAGAAAAUGUCUUGAGAAAAGCUUACCUGCAGUUUUGACUGCGUUUUGCAGGCUUUCUUGUUAGCUCCGUAAGUCCAGAGUUCCAAUUGCUUUUAACAAGGUUGAUUCACUGCCGAACUUCAUUUUACUCAUUUUUAAGGAGAUUAGUUGAUGAAACAAAAACAGUAAAAUGCUGAAAAUAUUCAACUUGUGGCAAAAUAUAACAAGACUGACAUUAAACAUUGACAAUUUGGAAGUUUAAAUAAUUGUUUUGUUUCAGAUUUCUGCCAUUUACAGCAUUUGUUAGUUCAAACAUUUACAACUAUUUUAACAAUGAGUGAUUGCGAAAUAUUUUCAUUUGACCAUUUAUACUUGGAAUUUAUUCCAGCAUCUGCAAUACUUUUUGUUUGUAUUAAUGUGAUGUAUGUGGAAAAAUUGAUAAGGAUCCCUCGCUAAGUUACCACAGCCACACCUGCAAAAUAAACAUUUGCCAACUUUUAUCACAAGAUCUUUCAGGUUAAAUAAAUUAAUGACAGCAUUGCUGUUUUAAAGCAAAACGCCACAGAGACUUGAAAUUGGAAAUUAAUCACAAAAUGGGAGAUGUAUUCAGCAGAUCAGAUAGCAACCUUAGUGUGAGGUUUAAAGUUAACAUUUCAGAACACCCAAGAAUGUUACUUUUUUGGACCACUGAUUUGAUAAGUAUUGCCACCGUUUUCUGUUUUGACACUGAGCUAUGUUACAAGUGUAUCAAAGCUCUAUUAGAUUAGGAUCUGUUGAUCCUUGCCACGUACACGUCAGAAAAUUGUAAUGCUCAACUAUAUUCCAAAGCCUUACAAAUUGAUACUCUGCCUAACAGAGUAGUGACAUCUUGUUUCAGGCCUUACCAUUACAACCCAACAUUUUCAUAAGAUUAACAAAGCCAGUCAGGCCUGACAAAUUCAUAAAGACUCAAAUUUUGAUGGGUAUUAUUAUUCUUUUUGCCUGACCUAGUAGUAAAAUUUCAUUAUAUAAUGUUUGCCAAGAGGAACCCAACCUGAAAAAUCACGUUCAACAUCAGUCACUAUUGUUAAACGAGAUUAGUCAAAUUGGACAUUUAAUAUACAUCUCAAUAGCAUGAGGGGUGCUGAACAGAUUGCAAUCCAACAUUGCAUAGUAUAAAAAUUGAAUUUAAUGUCUGUACAUUUUGCUGUUCUAAAUACUGCCUGAUUGAAAUUGACUCUUUCGUUACUGUGCACAGCUUUUAAAAACAAUUUUAUUGAAAAUGAAUUUUUGACUUUUAGAGUUUGCAGAAAAUAUUAAAAAAUAUCUUGUCCAAAUUCAGUAUUUUGAAAUUGGGUAACGGAUGUUAUUUAUGAAACUUAGCUUUGUGUUACAGAAUUGCAAAUAAAAUAGUUAAAGUAUUUCAAAUGUAUUAAUAAAUGACUUCAGUCACCAAUUCUAUCAUGUCUAUCAGUG
Molecule: messenger RNA, 2681 nt
Organism: Leucoraja erinaceus (little skate)
Lineage: Eukaryota; Metazoa; Chordata; Chondrichthyes; Rajiformes; Rajidae
Gene: glipr1a
Product: GLI pathogenesis-related 1a
Exons: 6
Coding region: 22-768 (248 amino acids)
Cellular component (GO): extracellular region
Source: RefSeq, a predicted model, not a curated record